Messenger RNA from Notolabrus celidotus (New Zealand spotty), 3010 nucleotides. RefSeq names its product ectonucleoside triphosphate diphosphohydrolase 5a (gene entpd5a). The transcript has 14 exons. The coding region runs from base 48 to 1634 and encodes 528 amino acids. Gene Ontology annotation, cellular component: membrane. Gene Ontology annotation, biological process: nucleoside diphosphate catabolic process. The record is from RefSeq and is a predicted model, not a curated record. Lineage: Eukaryota; Metazoa; Chordata; Actinopteri; Labriformes; Labridae. Gene Ontology annotation, molecular function: GDP phosphatase activity; UDP phosphatase activity.
ACUGGGAGGAACCAGGGCAUGAAACACAAGAAACUAAACCUCAACUCAUGACAACUGUGUCCGUCAAGGUUUCAAUCAUAUGUUAUGAUGGUGUCAGUUGUCUCUUCUUCACGAGUACAAUGGCAGCUCCGAGCCUGCUCCUCACUGUAACCGUGUGGCUCCUCUCUGAGAGCCUCUUAACGGAGGCAACUUACUACCGGCACCACCGAUACGUCCCCCACUUCUACCGGUACCGGGAGCACUCUGCCAACGCGGAAAACCUCCUCCCUGAGAUCUCCAACCCGGCGCCUGCAGUCACGCAACCCCGCGUCCCGACCUACCCAGAGAUCCCCGAGGUGUUCCAUCCGGUGCCUGAGGUCAUCCAUCCCAUCCCGGAGGCUUUCAACCCGGUGCCUGAAGUGGUGUACCCAGCACCUGAGCCCUUCCACCGGCCCCUGGUUCACGAGCCGGAGCCUGAAGCCUCAUCCCCCGUCAACGUGAGCCGGGUUUUCUUCGGGAUCAUGUUUGACGCAGGGAGCACAGGCAGCAGGAUCCACAUCUACAAGUUCAUCCAGAAAGAUCCGGUCGAGCUGCCAGUUCUGGAUAAUGAAAUGUACCACGCAGUGAAGCCUGGACUCUCCGCUUAUAAGGACAACCCUGAGGAGGGCGGCAACACCAUCCGACAGCUGCUUAAGAUCGCAAAGAAGACAGUGCCAGAGGAUUACUGGAAGAGGACCCCAGUGGUCCUGAAGGCCACAGCAGGUCUGCGUAUGCUGCCCGAAGACAGAGCCAUUGCUAUUCUGAAGGAGGUGAGAGACGUGUUUGAUGAGUCCCCUUUCUUUGUGCCAAACAACAGUGUUUCCAUCAUGAAUGGAACAAAUGAAGGAGUCCUCGCUUGGGUCACAGUGAACUUCCUUACAGGUCACUUGUACUCCAACACAAGGAGGACAGUGGGCAUCCUGGAUUUGGGUGGAGGGUCUACACAGAUCACUUUUCUUCCCAAGUCAAAGAAAACAGUGGAUUCUGCUCCCCCGACUUACAUUGCCAAUUUCAACCUCUUUCAAAAUACAUAUCAGCUCUACACACACAGCUACCUUGGAAAUGGCCUGUAUGCAGCUCGACUUGCAACACUUGGAGCACUGGGAUCUGAUGGUCUUGAAUGGAAGAUUUUCACAAGUUCCUGCCUCCCGAAGAAGUUCAGACAAGAUGUGACUUUUGGAGGAGACACCUACAAAGUUAGCGGGAUUCCAGACGGCUAUGCAGGCUAUAAGCUGUGCUACUAUGAAGUCAUGAGGGUGAUCAAAGGAAUAGUGCACCAGCCGUAUGAAGUGAAAGGCAGCAGCGUCUUCUACGCCUUCUCCUACUACUUCGACCGAGCUGUGGAUUCUGGCCUCAUAGAUGAGAGCCGAGGUGGUGCAAUUGAAGUCAGGGAUUUUAAGAAGAAAGCCAAGGAAGUGUGCAACAAAAUGACCAAAUACCGUGCAGUCAGCCCCUUCCUCUGCAUGGAUAUGACAUAUAUCACUUGUCUGCUAAAAGAGGGCUUUGGCUUUAAAGACAGCACUGUGCUGCAGCUGGCCAAAAAAGUAAACAAUGUGGAGACGAGCUGGGCCCUGGGAGCAACCUUUGACUACUUCAGAAACCUCAACAUCCACUAAGGACAGCUCGCUGUCGCUGCAGCCGGCACUGAGAGGGACAGUCUGUCACUGUGGGGGCUACCCGUCCUCCACCCACCCUCAAUCAGCCUGUCACCCUCACAGACACACCUGGUCCCCCCUUCCUCUUUCCUCAACCUCAGCACCCUAGAACUGUUGAAAAAAAGAAAUCACUAUAUUUUUAUAAGGCCAGCUAUUUCUACUGUAUGUUGAGCCCAUAACUGGUGGGCUGACUUUAUUUUUUUCUGUAAAAAAGGGUUUACAUUUUUUAUUCCUUAUGGGUGUCUGAUCAGUCGUGAGAUCUUUCUCACUUAAAGCGUGUAGAGGGUAGUUUAGAAGCGAUACAACCAGUCAUGGUAUUUUGGUGCUUACUGUGGUCCUGGUGUGCACUGUGCAGAGCAGUGGAAUGAUUUAGAGACUGGUUGCUGGAAGUGCAACUAUAGUUUACUCUGUAAAUGCUUACAAAUCAAUUUCUUUUUAUACUCACUGUAAAGGAUUUUACAGAACCCUAACUCAUAUUCCCUAAACCUUAGACACUUUUUGGAAAUCGAGCAGAUUACAACCGUACAACUUCUUUGACCUUCGCACAUUACACUUUAAUCGCAGAUAUUGUAGCUACAACAUGAUCAGUUGUUUUGAUGUCGACCAAAAAGUUGUACAUAUUUAUAAAGAGAAAAGUGGAAAGUGAGAACUGUGGAGAGCAGCCUCUCACAGACUGUGUUUUACAUGUAUGGGAGUAAUGCCUGUAUUUUACACUUCGGCCAUUAUUUCUUGUUGUGUCUACAGAAGAAAGGACCUUAUCAGGCAUGGCUUAAUUGCAGGGGACUCAGUCCUGAGCUGUAUUUUAGACUAGCAGAAGGGAAACCUCUCAUCAAGGGUAGAUAAAGCAUCCAACAACAUAAUUCACAGCCAUUAAACGCAGCAAAAAUGAAAACAGAAAUUAUGUAAAAAGCUUGAAACCCACAACACUUUUAUUCAUUGCUAGUUGCUCAAAAACAUUAGUUAUAUUAAAUUCUGUGUGAUUUGUCUUAUGAAAUGUACAAAUAUUUAUAUAACUGAAAGUUUUUCUAAUGUAGAAUAUUUGAAUUAUCCUCACUAAAAUAACUCUUCAUAUUUUCCUCUGUAAGCCUUGCCUUUGCUGUUUUUCAUUUAUUACAUGUUCAAUAACUACUGCUGUGUAUAUACAUAAUGUCAACUUUUAUUAGCAAAGUAUUUUGGACAAAAACUGCUUUUUGCUUUGCGAAAGCUUUGUGCUGCACAUUUGCUCAGAAAUGCCUCUAUGUGCAUCAGGAUGACUAACCUGGUGACUGACAAUAUGUAAAUUGUUUUUACUAAUUCCAGUGAAAUGUGUGUCUACAUGUAUGUUUUAAUAAAAUAUG